AUGGCUCUUCUGAAUGCCGGCACGGUCUCGGGCAUGCUCGAGGUGUCUUUGACCGUACUGGCAGGUCAACUCGCCGGCGCUCUCCUAGUCGUGUACCAGGUCACGAAUGGGCGAGCUACUGCGGGAGACUUUAUUAUGCUACUGACUUACUGGACUCGCUUUAUCUCGCCUAUCACAUUCUUCUCCUCCUUAGGGGGGAGGAUUAGUCAAAUCCUGAUGAACACUGAGAAGCUGCUGGAGAUCAUGCAGGCAAAACCAACAGUGAUCGAGAAGCCCGAUGCCAAACCUUUACAACCUGUUAGUGGCCAAGUUGAGCUUGUAAACGUCCAUUUCAGCUACGACGGGGUGCGUGAUGUCUUGAGAGGACUUCACCUGUCAGUCUCGCGAGGCACUAUUGUCGCUCUUGUUGGUAUGAGUGGUGCCGGAAAGUCAACUAUCCUAAGACUUCUCAGCCGGUUUUACAACGUCACUAAAGGGGCUGUUAGAAUUGAUGGACAGGAUACCCGAGACGUCACUCUACCCAGCAUACAUGAAUGUAUCGGCAUAGUCUCGCAAGACCCUUUCCUCUUUGAAGGUACCGUGUUAAACAACGUCAGAUGUGCUCGACUUGGCGCCUCGGACGAGGAUGUUUAUAACGCAUGCAAGGCAGCCGCUAUUCAUAAGCAGAUCUGUAGAUUUCCUGACGGUUACGAUACGGAAGUUAGGGAACGUGAAGUGAAACUAUCUGGCGGCGAGGUGCAACGUAUCGCCAUUGCUAGAGCAUUCCUCCAGAACCCAUCUAUUGUGCUUCUUGACAAGGCAACCAGCUCUGUGGAUACUGUGACGGAGCAGGAGAUCCAAAAAGGACUCCGUGCUCUUUAUCAAGGCCGAACCACCUUUAUUAUCGCGUAA
Messenger RNA from Anthostomella pinea, 891 nucleotides. Lineage: Eukaryota; Fungi; Ascomycota; Sordariomycetes; Xylariales; Xylariaceae. The record is from the annotation of a GenBank genome assembly.